Molecule: messenger RNA, 1934 nt
Organism: Odontomachus brunneus
Lineage: Eukaryota; Metazoa; Arthropoda; Insecta; Hymenoptera; Formicidae
Product: zinc carboxypeptidase-like
Exons: 7
Coding region: 388-1752 (454 amino acids)
Biological process (GO): proteolysis
Molecular function (GO): metallocarboxypeptidase activity; zinc ion binding
Source: RefSeq, a predicted model, not a curated record
CAUAUUCUUCCAAUACGCUCCGUGAAGAACAGAACAAAGUGUAUCCAACGUCUAAAUUGCCAUUCGGCCAAGUACCGUAUGUUGAAGUGCAAACUAAAGAUUUCCAUCGAGAAAAUUUACGAAUUUAUUUUUCGAAAAAUUUAACAGAAAACGCAAUUAAAUACAGCGGACUAAGUGGUGAUAUUUAAAGUUCUGUUUCGCCAAAAGGGUAAACCAACUAUAAAUCCCGUCGAACUAAACCAUAGCAAUCGAACAGUGUAUUUCCCGAAGCGCAUAAACUAAUUUGAAGAUAAAUAUUGAUAUCUACGAGAUCGCAACGAGAUUUGGAAGUUGGAUUUAUUGAAAAAACACAGUUAAUACAGUUAUUCUUGAUAAUCGAGAGUUAUCAUGUGGAAGGCGAUACUACUAUGUGCUUUCGUGGGUUUGACGGCCAGCGAGAAGAUCUUUUACGAAAACUAUAAAUUGUACGUUGUUAUACCCCAUAAACAGCAGGACCUAGAUUAUCUGAAUAUUUUUUAUAAGUAUGACUCAGCACGCGAGUACGACUAUUGGAAAAUACCAGACGAGUUAACUGCACCCACAGAAAUUAUGGUAUCUCCAGAAAGUGAGGAUAUGUUUAAGAUGAGAAUGAAAGUAGGCAUGAUGACAUACAUGAAUUUAACCAAUAAUGUCCAAAAGUUGAUUAACAAUACAAUGGAAGAAGAUGAGUCCAAUGAUAUCCAAGAAUUCAUUAAUAAGAUAACGAGAAGAGACCAGGCAAUCAAUAAUCUCGAAAAAGGAGGUAACGAAAAAGAAAGAGAAAAACAGCCAAGUUCCUUCGACUUCACAAGUUAUCAUACUCUCGAGGAGAUCUACCAAAACCUGGACGACUUGGCUGAGAGGUAUCCUAAGAAUGUGAAGAUUAUAGUGGCCGGCACAACAUUCGAAGGACGGCAGAUCAAGGGCGUGAAAGUAUCUUUCAAGCCGAACAAGGCGCCCGGCGUGUUUCUCGAAGGUGGCACUAACGCCAGGGAAUGGAUGACGCCAGCCGUUGUCAUGUACAUAACGCACCAAUUAUUGAAUAACGAUCACAUCAAACAUAAAGUCCGGAACUACAAUUGGUACAUUUUCCCCGUGUUCAAUCCGGACGGAUAUGUAUACACGCACACGACGGAUCGAUUAUGGGUAAAGAACCGUAAGCCAGUCAGCAAUGAAUUUUCAAUAGGAACCGAGCAGUGCAUUGGUACCAAUCUCAACAAAAACUGGGAUUACGAAUGGAACACUGGAGGCACUUCUGUCCAACCAUGCUCCAACGGAUUUCCCGGAAUCGAACCGUUUUCUGAAAUUGAAACGUCGAGCAUAUCCAAGUACAUCGAAUCUAUCCAGAAUGAAUUCAGUGUAUACUUCUCAUUCCAUUCCGAAUCGGAUGCUGUGAUGUAUUCUCCCAAUAAAGAAAUGGAUAGUAUGGCCAACGAGAUCGUUAUGAAAACUAUCGUGGACGAGGGGAUGUUAAACACAGACCAUAUAUAUGUUAAUGGUGUAGAACGUUUUCGCAUCCCACAUAUCUUCAAGUUGACCAAUACAACUAGCGGAAGUGCUGCGCAUUAUAUCAGAAACAAACACCAAAAAUCCCUUGUUUUCUCUUACGGAUUACAUAAUGAUAUAUAUGGUUUCUUGCAACCGCCCGAUCUAAUCGUCUCCACUGGAAACAACUCUACGUAUUCUAUAUUAAGAAUGUUAACACAGGCAGAAUAUAAUUUACUUUUCUGGUAAAGAAAACUUUCUCUAGUUAAUGAUAUAGGUAAUAAAUAAUACUACAACCUGUGAUAUAUCCGUUUGAAGGUGCACAACAUUACACUUUGUAUCUAAGAAAAAUGACAAGUUUAUAUUUUCGACGUCAGAGUCGUAAAAAAGAAAAGAAAAUAAAGUACCGUAUAUAUAUUAAUCUUCAUAUA